Molecule: messenger RNA, 1093 nt
Organism: Vitrella brassicaformis
Lineage: Eukaryota; Vitrellaceae
Source: the annotation of a GenBank genome assembly
AUGAUUGAGGCGCUCUGCCAAUCGCCGGCCGUCCAAGACAAGAAGCUUCUCAAGGAGGCCAAGUAAAGGCUCCUGCAGACAAAGGACAUCCGUGGCGGCCGGCGUGUCUGUGUGUGUCAUGUCAGGCACGUGUUGGAGAGCACCAUGUUUUCGAUAAUUGUGAAUGGUAAUCCUCAAUCCCGCCGGCGAGUCGAGAACGGCGACUAGUGCGUGAGGGUCAACGAACACGGUGAGGCUGCGACAGUGUAUCGUAUUCACCGAUCUGUAUCUCCGUGUGUCUGUGUUUGGCGUGUGCAGGAGUCGACUUGAAACACAACUGGGACGACCACUGGACGGUAUGAGAGAGGAUGGAAAGAAUGGCUGACCAUACAACCUCAACUGUCGCUUUAUGUGUCAGCCUGAGUGAAACCUGGGCCUCGACACGAAUCCCGGUGCCAAGCCCUUCUCCGAGCCAGAGACAGCCAUCUUCCUCGACCUCGUCAAAGAAGUCAAGGUGAGAGUGAGGCAGGCUUAGGAGAGACAUCAUUUGUUCGACUCUGCUCCCUUUCCGCCUCAGACGACGACGUUCGUGACAAUCCACUCAGGGACGUUCGGCAUGUAUCAGCCGUGGGCAUACGAGCAGAAGGAGGCGCCGAGAAACGCACAACGCAUGAGCAAAAUACUCAGGUACGUGUGGGUGACAUUCACACAAGAGGCCCUAAUCUGUGUCCUGUAUGUGCAUGUGGCCUGCAGAGCGCUCGACGCGAAGCACUGCACGUGUCCGUUCGGCGCCGCGGCCGUGCAGGUGGGGUACCCAUGCCCGGGCACAUCCCUCGACUUCGUCUAUGACAAGCUCGACCCACCGGCCAACUACGCGUUCGCAUUCGAAAUCUAUACAUCACCCCCACGCACCGUCGGUCAGCCAUCCGGCAGACAUGAAGAAACUCCCUUGUUCGCUUAUCAUGGUUGUUUGGUGUUGUCAGGUCUGAAAGAGCGAUACGAGCUGGUGAUGCGAAAGCAGGCAGCAGCCGACGAGCAGGACGCGAUGAGCUUCGUUGCUCUGACGACCAGCUGCGCAAGAAGAAGCACAAGCGGACGGUCAGAGCACAGGUGA